Rhodamnia argentea is the source of this 1362-nucleotide messenger RNA. RefSeq lists its product as uncharacterized. The coding region runs from base 418 to 1161 and encodes 247 amino acids. The transcript is spliced from 6 exons. NCBI's taxonomy places the organism in Eukaryota, Viridiplantae, Streptophyta, Magnoliopsida, Myrtales, Myrtaceae. The record is from RefSeq and is a predicted model, not a curated record.
CCUUUGCUUUUCCUCCUCGUUUUCUUGCGGGUCGCAAACUUUUCCCGUUCUUUCUCGGGAAAACCGAAGCGAAAAGAAAAGUUCAUACACUUAGAGAGGGAAAGAGAGUUCCCCAUGGAAAUCACGAAAGCUGAUUGCGGCGGCUAAGAGAUGCACCAAUUCGCCUCGCGCCUCCGCUUUAACGAAUACGGCAACCAGGGAACAAGCAACACCAAAACUCACAUGUCGAACACCGACAAGAAACUGCCCUCGGAGCUCGGCGAAGAAGAAGAAGGAGAAGAUAGAUCUCUCUCGGCGUUCUCGGAAUCCGCGGGCGUGGAUCGGUGAGAUUUCAGUUUCUGGUGUGGAUCGAGCUGCUUUACUCGCCUCGCGGAGAGAGAGAGGGAGGGAGAGGGAGUGCUUUCGGUUGUGGAACUGAUGGAGGAGGUGGAGAGCUCGGGUUCGAGUCCCCUGUCGGUCGGUGAUCGGAAGGCGAAGAAGGAAUCGGUUCGAGUGAAGAGAGAGACGUUGCAGGCCGUGCUCGAGCAGUGCCAGCGAGCUCUCGAGUUGCUCAGCAACGGCGAGGUCGAGGAGGACGGCGAUGAGGGUGUCGGCGUCGGUGAUGGCGAUGGGUCCUUCCCUGAUGUUGAGCCGGGUGGCGAUGGCUUAGCGACUCCGCGCAGUGAUUGUGAAGCCGAUGAGCUGUGUGAUCUUCUCAAAUCUAGAGUUGAAUGCCCAGACUUCCUCGAAAAGCUAGAGUGCGCUCAAGUGUCAAUUCCUUGUAAUGCUGCCGGUAUACAAGAUGAAGGUGGCGCCUGGGAUAUUGUCAGUCACAAUGAUCUGUGGGAAGGUGAAAACAUGGAUCCUAGUGAACAGGAUUAUGUCGUUGUGAGACAAGAAGAUAUUGUAGAAGGUAUAGCAGGCUUUAUGGCUGCCUACCUCCUGUCCCUUAAACAGACAAAGGAGUUGACUCCUAACCAACUCCAGGAAGCUCUUUGCAAGACAUUCUCGGUAAAAAAUAAAAAAGGAAAGCUUCGGAAGGCAUGGGAUGGGAGCAGAGUUAUUUAUAAUGUAGCAUCGUGGGGAGCAACUGCAAUUGGGAUAUAUCAGAACCCUGUUAUUCUUCAGGCUGCCUCAAAAGCUUUCUGGGCAUCCUGUGAUGUUAUCUCGAAGCUUCUCUGACGUGGAUGCUCCUUCAGGUGGGGAGUUAAGGCAUUAGGGUUGUCGGUCCUUGUUGCUGCCGAGGCAAGCUUGGUGUUCCGAAUGUUUGUGCCGUGGUGAUGUCAUUCUUUAUUGCGUGCAGAUCAGAUCAAUUGCAUAGCCUGAUCUACUCUUUGUAAAUAUGGACUUUCUUAUUGGAAUUCACGUUGAUUAGUGGGAUUA